Messenger RNA from Onychomys torridus (southern grasshopper mouse), 576 nucleotides. RefSeq names its product 60S ribosomal protein L36a-like. Gene Ontology annotation, cellular component: cytosolic large ribosomal subunit; ribosome. Gene Ontology annotation, molecular function: structural constituent of ribosome. Lineage: Eukaryota; Metazoa; Chordata; Mammalia; Rodentia; Cricetidae. The record is from RefSeq and is a predicted model, not a curated record. Gene Ontology annotation, biological process: translation. The transcript is spliced from 3 exons. Bases 1 to 525 code for a protein of 174 amino acids.
AUGGCUCCGUUGCAGCAGCAGCAGCAGCAGCAGCAGCAGCAGCAGCAGCCAUACUCACUAGCAAGAAGCAAAGGAGCCCCAGCCACGUUGCCUGUUCCUUUCUCUCCCCUAUAUUUGGUAUGGCAGGGUCAAAAAGAACAAAACUUGGGCAAUCUUGGAUGCCGGGUCUCCCAUUUUCAUCGCAUAGACACCUCUACUGCAAAGAAGGUCAACGUACCUAAAACCCGGAGGACUUUCUGUAAGAAAUGUGGCAAGCAUCAGCCUCACAAAUUGACCCAGUAUAAGAAGGGCAAGGAUUCCCUGUAUGCCCAAGGAAAGCGGUGCUACGAUCAGAAGCAGAGUGGUUACAGCGGGCAGACAAAGCCAGUUUUCCAAAAGAAGGCCAAAACUACAAAGAAGAUUGUGCUCAGGCUUGAGUGUGUCGAGCCCAACUGCAGAUCCAAGAGGAUGCUGGCCAUUAAGAGAUACAAGCAUUUUGAACUGGGAGGAGACAAGAAGAGAAAGGGCCAAGUGAUCCAGUUCUAAAACUUGUGUUUUCUGAGAGGAAAAUACUGAAGCAGUGGGAAAAUUACCUGU